Messenger RNA from Hermetia illucens (black soldier fly), 5703 nucleotides. RefSeq names its product endoribonuclease ZC3H12A (gene Regnase-1). Gene Ontology annotation, cellular component: cytoplasmic ribonucleoprotein granule; nucleus. The record is from RefSeq and is a predicted model, not a curated record. The transcript has 5 exons. Gene Ontology annotation, molecular function: metal ion binding; RNA endonuclease activity; mRNA binding. Lineage: Eukaryota; Metazoa; Arthropoda; Insecta; Diptera; Stratiomyidae. The coding region runs from base 942 to 3134 and encodes 730 amino acids.
CAGUAACAUUUCCACAGAGUGCGGUCUGUAUAGUAUUGGCUGGUGGUUAACGGCUGGUAUUCGCGAUCCAUCCAAGAAAUCUAGUAUAAACUCCAUGCUUGCGAGAUCAGAGUAGGCUGGUGGCCAUUCCAUCGUCAGUCAUUCAUGAACUCUUGUUGGAUAAAAAGCUCUCGCGCUUCGAGUAUCUGAACUACCGCCAACGAUAGAUCGCGCACUAAAACGUCGAAGAUACUUCCCGAAAAUUUUGGGAAAGAUAUCAGCCAGUCAGUACUAUUGUUAACGCUUCAUUCCGCCUCUUAAAUUUUUAUGGAACUGUUGAACGCGCGCUACUAUCGUAUGUAAACAAUUGCGUUAUCAGCUUACGAAAUUUUUUGUUAACUUGAAUUGCUGGAAUUGCUCGCCCUGCUUCACGGUUACCACAGAUCCAUGCGAUUUUGUUGCUACUGCAACCUUUCCCAGCGAGUUGCUUUCACAUGUUUCUAUCUUCGAAUCGUUGCUGCUACGUUACGUUGCGACAAUCACGGCAUUGUGUAACUCUGUUUCUUUUUUUCAUAUUUUAUUUAUUGUAUCUAUAAGUCGAAAAGGUUUUUGAAUUUUUUUAUGAAGCAUUGAUAGUGCUCAUAACGUGUCGGCCAUUGAUGUCGCUUUUGUAUGAUGUUUGUGUAAUAAGUGAAAGUAAAAGUGCUGCGAUUACUCGAUUGCAGUUGCAAGCGUCAUAAGGCGAUUAUAGGGUUAUCAAUAAAGUGCUCAGAUUGCAAAAUAUAAACGAAAUACUCUCAAAGUGGUGGUUGAUAGUUUCUCAAAAAGGAUUAUUUCAUCAUUGUUGCUGACCUAGUCCGGAUUAUUUGGAUUAUAUUGGAUACGCUUCGUUCCAAGAUUGAGCUGAUGUUUUGGAUAUAAAUUGGAUUUUAUAUACGGCAAUAACUUCAGUCAUAAACAAGAUGUUGAUAAAGAGCUACGAAAAUGAUAAUAAAUUGCACUACAUUGAGAGCUUAGCCAUAGCGGAAGCGGAGGAUUCCAGCUAUGAUUCUGACUGCGAAAACGAUGACACCCAUAACAAUUCGAAAAAUAUCGAUCAUGAACAAGUAUCCCGAACGACAAGUGACACACUAGGACAAGAAUUUGCUGAAUAUGUGACAAAACCUCAACAACCCCAGAAUGUACCAUCUACAUCACCCUCGCCUGGAUCCGCACAAUCAUCAAAUUUGAUAUCCGAGCGGCCUUUUAGUUAUACAGCCAGAGUUGAGUUCGCACUGAAACUCGGUUAUACCGAGCGCUUAGUCCAAGCAGCAUUAGCUCGGCUUGGCCCAGACCCAGCGCAAAAUGAACUCUUAGGCGAACUAAUAAAGCUUGGAGCACAGCAUAGCAAUAAAGGAGAUUUCUGCUGCGAUUCACCCACUGCAGAAUGUCUCUCGCCUAUUGGUGGAUCAACAGCGUCUCUAGUUGGUGGUGCUGGUGGCGAUGUAGCUAUACAUCAUCCUCUUGCAGCAACAUGUAGUUUUAGUGAUGACCCUUCACAACAAGUGAAUAGAUUACGUCCAAUAGUCAUAGAUGGUAGUAACGUGGCAAUGAGUCAUGGUAACAAAGAAGUUUUCUCGUGUCGAGGAAUUAAAUUAUGCGUUGAUUGGUUUAAAAAUCGUGGCCAUCAAGAUAUAGUUGUGUUCGUGCCUAAAUGGCGAAAGGAAAGCUCUCGCCCAGAUAAUCCGAUUAAGGACCAAGAGAUUUUGAAUGAGCUGGAACGUGACCGUAUGUUAGUUUUUACACCAUCAAGACUGGUUGGGGGAAAGCGAAUGGUUUGCUACGAUGAUAGAUACAUAUUAAAGUUGGCAGCUGCGAAUGAUGGAAUAGUGGUUUCGAAUGAUAACUACCGAGAUCUGGUACAAGAAAGUUCAGAGUUCAAGAAAGUUGUGGAAGAGCGGGUUCUAAUGUAUUCGUUUGUGAAUGACCGGUUUAUGCCACCAGAUGAUCCUCUAGGUCGAUCUGGACCUACUCUAGAUAAUUUCUUACGGAUUCAACCCAAAAAAGGUGAUCCACCACCACCAUGCCCAUAUGGCAAGAAAUGUACGUAUGGCAACAAAUGCAAAUUUCAUCACCCCGAAAGAGGCCUAGGACCCCACAAAUCUGUAACUGAGCGGCUCUCAGAGCACGCCGCUCGUCACCUAUCAGCUCGAAAUUCUUCUUCAGAAUCUGUACGACAACCAGUUCAAGGAAAAUCUCUUAGCGUUCCUUUAAGUGGAGCUAGCGAUUCGAAUUCUACAGAAAGAUCAUCACGAAAAGCAUUGUGUAGAACAAGAUCUGGGGCUCCAGAUUGCGCCACUGCAAAACCAUCAGCGCUCACGCAACCAACGCCUCAACAGCAACCACAACAGUCACCGAUCCCAGCGUGGGAUCCGUCGACCUGUCACCCUGCUUCAGAUACAAACCACAUUAAUUUCCCCAAAUCACACAGUAUUGAGAAUAUUUCACGUGAGGCGUACUCCACCCACCCACACCUUGGACUACAUCCAAGUUAUGCGUCACUGUGGUCAGCAUCAGGAACGCAAGCACCAUCUACAGCACCACAAGCUGGGGCAUCGCCCGUAUCUAGUUCGGCAACAUCAAAGCAAUUGUCCGCUAAUAAUUCCGAGCCUGUAGAUGAAUCAAUAAAUCUCCAUAAGAAAUUGAGACGACAGUUGACAUUGAAUCCAGCCGGUUGCGAUCCGCGAAUAUAUCAGAUGCAACGAUGCUUGGCACCGACAGGUGGAGGUGGUGGAGCGGCGGCUGCGGCCGCUGUCCAACCACAUUCUCCGCAUCGACCUUUAGCACCAUCAUUGAGCGGUCCACGAACACAUCAUCCUCCGACACAGUGGGAUUUGCAUCAGAGCGUAACACGAAUCGCUUCGGCACCUGAUCCGUCACGUCCAUGGCACAGUGGUCCACCGCCAGCAUCGUCAUCCGAACCACAUAUAAAUCUAUGGCCCCAUCAUGCGCCGCCAACUGUUCUAGCCGCGCAAGAUCAACGACGACGACUACAUUAUCACUUAGCUAGCAUAUUUCCCGAGGAACAAGUUCAAACAGUUAUGCAAAUGUAUCCGGACGAGACGAAUCCUCAAACUAUAUGUGCUGCCAUUUUAAGUAUGUUCCCUAAAAUCUAAUUUAGACGUAGCGUAGACAAAUGAGAUCCUUUUACUAAUGUACAUAGGCAAGAGGAAAGUAGUCAUUGAUGGAUCAUUUCUUCUCUAUGGAGAGGAAUGUUGGCGUAUGUGAUGCAAAGAAAGGCCUUAUGAUUUUCAACAAGGCAUCCAUUUGCAUGUAAUUGUUUGAUCGGAGUUAUGUACGAAUAUGGGCACGUCGGCCCAAGCGGUUUUAGAGAGGAAAAUGUGAAUAUAGAGAUCUAAACGUCUGCUGCAAUGUGAUGACUGAAAUACGUACUUGGCCUCCACUUCGAUUUAGAGUAGUAUUGGGGGGAAAAUGAGUGUCAUUCAUUUCCUCUAGAUUAUUUUGACAUAAAAUUGAAGUGGUUGGCCUCCUCGGAUUAUUGUUAGCUGGUAAGAGGAAUGAGAGCAGAGACAUUUUUAUUCUACAGACACUUCAAUCGCAAUAAAUCCAUGACUCAUUUGCAUGCUCCCUAAAUGCAUGGAACUGUAUUCCCUCUUGCACUUUUUCAAAUCCUUUACAAAAUGCAACAAACAAUUUUGCUCUAAUUUGUAGUCCUGAUCCUGUUCGGUCUUUAAGACGUAAAUUCGUACAUACUCCGAAACGUGCGUCCUAUACUUGAGCCUUUAUCUUUUCUUAUUAUUUAUUUCUUCAUCCAACUCUUUAUCUUAAUCAAAAAUUUUAGGCAAAACAGAAAAACUGAUCCAUUACUGAGAGUAAAAUCGGGCAUUGCUUGCAAGCUUGAUUUUGAAAGUAGUAAACGUUUAUCGUAGUCGGGGGCAUAUGAAGAAAAAGAUGAUGAAAAACAUUGACAUGAACAUAUUUAUAAGCAUUUAUUGAACAUUAAGUAAACUCAGUCGAGAAACUCAACUACCCGAGCUGCUAUCUGAGAAUAAUAUUUAGAGAAGCGAAAUUUCUAAUGCCAGUUUUUAAACCUAACCCUUAGGAUUAAAGUGUAUUGUGAAGCUGAAACAAGCUGCAAACCCCUUCACAUGAUAAUAUUAAAUAAUCGUUGAUCUUUUUUAAGUUUUAUAAAAUAUAUUUUGCAUAAGAGAGAAACAUGUUUGUAUAUCCGUAAAUAGUUUAGUCAGAAACAUUGAGAGUGGAUGAAUGAGAAAUGCAGACUCCAGAAUAUUGUGGGACUAGGGGCAAAUUGAAUUCGAUGUCCCAGUGAAAUACUCACUAUUUAAGUAACAUUUUAAAAACAUUUGUUCCAAUCGUAUAGACUCGUGUUUCUAUAGUGUAUCCACACGUCCUGGUUCUAUUAUAUUCUGCAGUUUGUUCAUUCCAUCCAAAAUAUUCUAGAGGGUACUCAGUACCGUAAGCCAAAAUCACCUAGACUCGGGUGAAGAUAAAAAGCGUUAAAUGAUAAAUAAAAGAAUACGUUGAAUGUUGAUUGCUGCUGCACGAGUCAAGUCUUCGUUGGUAUCGCUACUGCUGCUGGUUCAGUGUUAAGAAGUUCGCUAUAGCUCGAUUGCAGAGCAAGGAAUGUGUUUUAUUAUUAUGACAAGAGUAUUUCAUAGAAAACUCCUCGAAAUUAGAUUUGAAUCCAUCACUAUUUGAUAUUGGAACUUUAUUUAAUAUGUGUACAGUACAUGUCCAUUUUUAUAUACUGUAAAAUGAUAUUAUUUUUUGUUUACACGUAAUCGACCUAGGUUAGAGUAUUGAGCAUGGCUAUUUGACUAUUUGACUUUUGUUGAACCUUUUUUUGUUAUAUUGAUCGAUUAUUUUAGGAACUAUAAAAUCAAAGCUAGACAUCUGUAGCUUAAGUUAAGCUUUUUGUAUGGGAGAGAGAUUAAUUUUGAAGUAAACGUACGCGUCUACAUGAAUGCAAUAUAUAUUCAACCGUUCAGUUGAUUCAUACAGACAUAAAUAUACAACUCGUUCGCUUUCAUAUCAAACCAAUAAUAGUCAUAAAAUAUGAACAACACUUUUCCGUUCUCCUCCAAAUUUCAAUUUGUCUAUCCAACACAAACGGCCAACUGAUAUUUGAAGUCCCACGAAGUACGUAUAUAGCAUUCUGGGCCGACAUUAUUUGCUAUUCAUUUUAAUUUCCUCCGCCGUCACCAUGAGUUCUCCCAAAUAUUCAGGCGGGAAAUUUAUAUGUUAACACGAAAAUGUCCUAUUUCACAUAUUAAACAAGUAAUGCAGUUUUCAAUGCAUGUUAAAUAAUUCAGAACUAAUGAAAAUCUUAUAUCCACGACGAAAGAUAAUUAUAAAGAGAAGUUAGAGUUUAACAAUAACACAUGUGUACAUACAUAAGAAGUAUGAUCGAAAUGUAAUAAAGCAAAAAGGAAUCUUUAGUUGUAACAAAGAAAUGAGAAAAAAAUCUACUUCUAGUUAAGUAAAUAACCCUCCCGUUGUUGUAUGUAUCUUCAUAUUGGAGUAAAUAAAUUUGAAUAAUCCAAAAUAGUAAAAAAAAAAGAAAAUGAUGAAAAAUAUAUUAAAAUACAUUGCGACGAUGAUGACUAAUUCCUGAGUGUAAACUAAACAAAUGAAAGUGAAAUUACAUGUACAUUAUGAAAUUUAAUAUUGGAAAUGAAAGAACAUGAGAAAAUAUUAGCAAAA